Messenger RNA from Scomber japonicus (chub mackerel), 774 nucleotides. RefSeq names its product pentraxin fusion protein-like. The transcript has 4 exons. NCBI's taxonomy places the organism in Eukaryota, Metazoa, Chordata, Actinopteri, Scombriformes, Scombridae. The record is from RefSeq and is a predicted model, not a curated record. The coding region runs from base 1 to 774 and encodes 257 amino acids.
AUGUCAAAGAAUCAACAAUCAGAGACUUUCUAUAAUGAGUUUGUGUGCCUCGUGAACAUCCUGCUUCACACCCAGAAGCAGGUUUGCUUGGACAAAAUGCGAUUCUCAUGUGUUCUGUUUCUCAUUGCCAUCUCCAUGGCGUUGGCAGUGAGUGUUCCCAUCAAGACCGUGGUAUUCCCCAGAGCAACACAUACUGAUUAUGUUGAGUUGACUCCUCUCAAACCUCUGAACUUGAGGGCGUUCACUCUGUGCAUGCGUGUUGGCACAGAGCUCCCUGUCAACCGUGAUAUCAUCCUCUUUGCCUAUCGGACACCAGACGUUGAUGAGCUGAAUUUGUGGCGUAAUAGUGACGGCAGUGUGGGCUUGUACCUGCGUACAUCAUCAUAUUCAGAGGCUGUUAACUUCCACGUCCCUCAGCUUGGUGCCCUUGAGACCCACCUGUGUGUCACCUGGGACUCCAGUACAGGUGCUACUGCCCUCUUCAUGAAUGGAAGGAAAAGCCUGACUAAAAUCUACAAGCAGGGUCACUCAGUGCAUUCUGGAGGCAAGGUUGUCCUCGGACAAGAUUUUGACAGUUAUGCGGGUGAUUUUGAUGCCAGACAGAGUUUUGUUGGUGAGAUGAGUGAUGUCAAUUUGUGGGACUCUGUCCUCUCAGACAGCACCAUCCAAGACUUGUCCUCUGGGAUGAGAGUGCCAAGAGGAAAUGUUUUGGACUGGGAAGCUGCAAAACUUAAAAUUCAUGGGGGGGCGAGGGUUAUUAAUCGUGAACUGUAG